AUGGAGGGCAGAGACCGCGGCCGCGGCCUCAAGCAGCUGCCCUCAUGGACGCUGGGCCAGAACUUCAGCCUGGCGGGCGGCUGCUUUCCGUGGAGGUCGCUGCCAUCGUCGUCGUCGUCGUCCUACACCUGCAGCUACUGCCGGCGUGAGUUCCGGUCGGCGCAGGCGCUGGGCGGCCACAUGAACGUCCACCGGAGGGACAGGGCCAGGCUCAGGCAGUGCUGCCCGGCGUGGACUUCGUCUUCCCUUCCGAGCACGACGAACAUGGCUGCUGCUGCUCCCCAGCAGCACAGGGAUCCGCUGCCCAACCUCAACUACUCGCCGCCGCACUGCGCCGGCGGCCCCACGGCCGCGGCUGAGGCACCGGUGAUCUACAGCUUCUUCUCGACGGCGACGUCGACGGUCGUAGCUGCGGCGACGAAGCCGACGACGACCCUUGAGGUGAGCUUGGAGCUGGGGAUUGGAGUCUGCGGCGGCCACAGCGGCGAGGGCUUGGCGGAGGAGGGGUUGGACCUUGAGCUCAGGCUCGGAUGUGCCUGGGAGUGA
Molecule: messenger RNA, 546 nt
Organism: Setaria italica (foxtail millet)
Lineage: Eukaryota; Viridiplantae; Streptophyta; Magnoliopsida; Poales; Poaceae
Product: transcriptional regulator SUPERMAN
Exons: 1
Coding region: 1-546 (181 amino acids)
Source: RefSeq, a predicted model, not a curated record